Molecule: messenger RNA, 753 nt
Organism: Meyerozyma guilliermondii ATCC 6260
Lineage: Eukaryota; Fungi; Ascomycota; Pichiomycetes; Serinales; Debaryomycetaceae
Product: FAD-dependent oxidoreductase
Exons: 1
Coding region: 1-753 (250 amino acids)
Molecular function (GO): D-amino-acid oxidase activity; FAD binding
Source: RefSeq, a predicted model, not a curated record
AUGGUUCCUUCUUCGGAACAUGUUGCCGAGGAGCUCGAUAAGGAGUAUAUUGCAAAGUUAUCAGCCUUUUUGAAGGACUUCACAGUAGCCAAAUCGGAAGUUCCUGGAGCAAUCAUGAGGGUAAGUUACAAGGCUUGGGUAUUCAAUGCCCCACUACUUAUUCAAAAUCUCUUCAAUUACCUCAAGGGUUUGGGUGUCCAGGCUCACCGUAAGAAAUUGAAGAGCAUAGACGAAGCAUUUGAUGCCGAAACUAAGGCUGUGUUCAAUUGCACAGGCAAUGGUGCUGCGACCUUAGAGGGAGUUUCAGACAAAAAAUGUUAUCCUACAAGAGGCCAAGUUGUGGUGGUGAGUGCUCCCCACAUCAAUGAGUGUGUUCUGUUAUGGACAGACACUUCAACAUACAUAAUAAAACGCCCAGAUUCAGCUUUGCACGAGGUAGUCUUGGGUGGCUUUUACCAGGGUGGAAAUUCCGAUCCAAAUACAUACGGCGACGAGUCAAAGAACAUCCUUGAGCGGACAACUCGCCUUUUUCCCAAAUUGUUAACAGAAAACCCCCUCGGUACUACUUUAGAGAGCCUUCCAGUGAUAAGAGUGGUUGCUGGUAUAAGACCCACAAGACAAGGUGGAGCAAGAAUUGAAACUGAAACCAGAAAUGGAGGUCAAAUUAUAGUUCACAACUAUGGAGCUGGAGGAGAAGGAUAUCUCUGUGGCUUGGGAAUGUCGCACGAAGCGGUUCAGUUAGCAAUUAGUUAA